Molecule: messenger RNA, 9360 nt
Organism: Sardina pilchardus (European sardine)
Lineage: Eukaryota; Metazoa; Chordata; Actinopteri; Clupeiformes; Clupeidae
Gene: ppp1r10
Product: protein phosphatase 1, regulatory subunit 10
Exons: 18
Coding region: 4353-7001 (882 amino acids)
Cellular component (GO): nucleus; PTW/PP1 phosphatase complex; chromatin
Molecular function (GO): protein phosphatase 1 binding; metal ion binding
Source: RefSeq, a predicted model, not a curated record
AAUGUGCUGAAAGUUUGUGGCCGGGACGCAUUUUUUGAACAAUAGUACAGUUUUUAUUAUUUUAUCGGCUUUUCGUUCACAUCCCACUUAAAACAAUAUCAGAAGAAUCGACUGUUGCUGUAAGAAGACAACGUUUCAUGUCCGUUACCGUUAUCCUAACGUUUCGGUUAUUUUUGUUCUUUGUUGCAGGUCUGGCUAACGUUAUCUCAGUGAAGAUCUGGCGUCGAGGAUUUUCAACAGUGUUUGAAGACCAAAACCAAAAAUUCUCAUUAUUUUUUCCUACUCAAGUAAUGGACAUUUGAUUACUACUUUUUGCCUCCAGACUGUUCCAGAAGGAAAACCUAGAGCUUAUCACAAUCCCGCCCAUAAGCAAUUUUUCAACCAUAAUAUAAAGUCAUGACAGUUUACGUUCUGAAACUGUUAUAACUGAAAGAUUUGUUGCUGUAGCUAAAGCACAAUAUAAUAGCUACCCGAGACGCAGAGGAGAGGUAUAAAUAGUAAGUUGUCUUUCAAAACCGAUUUGAUCCUAAAUUUGAUUAAUUAUAGUUAUACAGUUGAAUAUAACAUGUCUUGCCAGAAAUGAAUUUGAGUUAGUAGGAAAUAACCGAAUGUAGCGAGUUAGCUUGCUAGGAUAGCUGGAUUAAGCUAUUUUAAGCAUUUGGUCAUAGUCAGCUAGAGUUAGCAUAUGAGCUCGCACAGCAAAGUCUACAGAGGCUGAGUGCCCUGUUUUUCUUUGUGUGUGAGACUGGUUUGCCAAUGAAAUUAUUUAAUCAGUAUGAAUGCAGUAUAAAACCAAGAUCGCUUUUCAUAAGCAAUCUGUACAUAAAGAUUGCCAAGGGUAAGAGGCAGGAAGUAAUUUAAUUUUGAUGUCGCUAAAAUCUUUUUGAAGGGAGAGCUCAUUGGAACCAAUCAACGCAAUCUACACAUAAAGAUUGCAAUACCUGGCGAUUAUGGACUUGCAAUCCGAAAGGGGAACUCUAUAAAAAUGUUCUUUUUUUUUACUGUGACUUUUACCAUGUUUUAAUGUUAGCUUUUCAUGCUGGCUAGUUAGUAUUUUCGCGCAGUUUCCGUAUUCGUGUGUUUACUCGAUCUUUUUUUUUUUUUUUAUUCUACUUCAAACUAUAUGUGCUUUUUAACGUUGCAAUCUCACGAUAAAGAUUGCGGUCUGCGUGGAUGUAGAUGUACAGGCGAGGGAAUUUAGGUUGAGAAAUCUUUGCUUUGCGGUUGUAAUGUUAGCUCUAAAAUGGCGGACAGGUUGUCCUUUGUUGAGAACACUCGAGGCAAUGGUGGUUCAGGUUGUCUGACUUCUGGAAUUACAUGAGUCGGAGCCAUCUCCAUGAUAGCUCCACUUGGACCGAAUUCGUUUUUAUCGGAUUUCUGAUGGACUUUUUUUGACCAUUAGCUGUAUUUUGGAAUUAUAGAGGUAGACAGCUGCACGAUGUUACAACAAUUUGUGACGUAUUUUUCUUUCUUCAAAAUGGCGCCUAGGGCUUCUUCAUGCAACGCUCUCUUGUUUUUAGACGACACCUUCCAUGAAGGGGUUAACCAAGAGGGCUGGCCAUAAAAAGCGCUUCAGCGAAUCACUGCGUCAGAGGGCCGCCCCCUCCAUGGACAGUUUGUGUCGAUUUGGGCUGUGAAAGUCAGGAUGUGACAGAUGGCUUAUACAUCUGUCCACUGUGGCAGCUUUAUGAUCUAACAAAGCCUGUGUUAAUGACGCACCUUGCGUUACUUACAUAUCGUGUUUGUGAAAUAAGGCUGUGAAAUAGCAUUGAUCUUUUUAUAAUUCGAUGCACUUCCUUUUUUAAUAUAAUGCAGUGCAUCACUACAACCUGUCUUAUUAGGUGAGAAGUGGAGAAUAUUAAUAUUAAUAGGCCUACACAUUGUCCAACUCACAUUGCUUUUUUCUUUCCCCCUGGUUGCAUCAUAGACAAGUGUAAUGUGGUUGUUUUCAUCAUCGGAUGAGCAUCCAUUAAUGUAUUUUGAGAAACUUGUUGAAAGUAAAUACACAAUGGCUUUUCCAGCCAUACAUUGUGAUGCUUUUGUUAGUGUCGUUAACUGUGUGUACAUGUAUAACAGUUGUGACGUUUUCAGGCAUUGUGUUGUAUGCCCCGUGUUUUGGAGUUCGAUUCUGAAUUGUGAAAGUAUAAAAACUUCUACAACCACAGUUAAACGGGUAAGACCAAACCUGAUUUCUCACAUGACAUUUGACAGAUCAUAGCUAUUGAUAACAAUACUCGCCCUGAUUACAAAGAAUGGUGUCGAGAUUGUACUGCCUCAAAUUGGCACUUGUAUAAUUUAAAUACUACUUAAAAGUCCAAUGCAUGCUGUGUUCAGUACCCUGGUGGUUGAGAUAACAUACACAACCAACCAAAUUUAAACAUUUAAAGUUUAUGCAGCAACGGGAUUCGUGUUGCAAAUGCGAUCAUGCACUAGUCUGUGUACAAGUCACACUCGAGUGUUUUUGCUCGGCUUCUAGCCUGUGAGAUUAGGUAUAAAUAGUUGCCACUGCAGAGGCAGGGCAAAAUGACGUCGCUAGACAUUUCUCCAUAACAAGGAACGCCCCUCCCCCCUCCAUUGCACUAGUUUUGGAACUUCACCUGUAUUGCAUUGUCAGUUGUGUGUGACAACUUUCAGUCAGAUGAUGGACUCUAGGCGUAGUGUGAGCUCUUGUCUUGCCAUGUGACAGUGGUUCUUGUUUUGUCAGAGAUUAACUUUACUUUCUUCUGUAGCAACAAUCAUAUGGUGCCACUAGAUGGCAGCAGUGUCACAUGCCAGUCACUAAUCCUGUGACAUAAGAACAGCUCCCUUUUGUAGUUUUGAUUUACUGUGUUGUGAGGAAGCGAGUCACGUAUAAAGCUUUUGAAGUAGAAUGAGCAUACAUUUCAACUUCUAUUUUGACUGUGUGUGUGUGUUGCCCACAUUUUUCCUGCACUUUUCCCAUCAAAGCCUUCUUGCCGUUGUUAAUGGGAGACUUCUGGAAUACAUGCUGACCCUCACUCCGGGUCAGACAACUGAUGCAGUCCAACUUAUUUCUCCCAUAGGAAUACUUUUUUUUUAUGUGGAAGUCGUCUGUCUAUUUGUGUGUUUGUGUGUGUGUGUGUGUGUGUGUGUGUUUGCGCGCAUGUGAGUGAGAGAGAGAGGACGAUUUGUAAGUAUACUUGUGUGUUUGGGGCUGUAUGACACUGUUUUAUGAAUCCUGAGACAGAGGAUAUAGCCCAGCACUCUAUUCCCCCAUCCAUUAUUACAGUGUUGCAUGUACUGUGCUUGUCUCUUCCUGUCUGAUAUUGAGAUAUAUAUAUAUUUUUUAUAAAUUAAUAAUUUAUAUAUUGCAUUAAAUGAGAAAUAGAAAGUAAUGAAAAUAAAAGUAACAUUCUCACUUUUAUAAGUUCAUCAAAUUGUAUAGAUUAAAACAUCAAGAGUUUCCUCAACAAAGUAAGCAUACAAGCACUUAGCUUCAAGGCAAGCAAGGAAAGAGCAAAGAACGAUUUCCCCCCAAGACAUUACAAUUUACACUGUUCUUUUGUAAAAUCCCUUCCCCUUUAUUUUAUGUAGUGUCAGACUUGGAGUGUAUAAUUUUCUUCAGACUCACAAUCACCACUUAUUCUUUAUAAGUUCACUUAAAGUGGCUAAGCUGUGGAGAAGGUGAGUCAUAUGACAAGUGACAAGUACACAUACAUGUUUCUUUUCCAUGCGUACCCAAUCUAGUGUCAAUUGACAUCGCUAAUGUGGUAAAUCUCCCCUAUUAGUACGGUUUACUUUGUACUUAUGUUACUAGUAAUAAGCAGUCAACAGACACAAAUAAUGGCUGUUAAUUUAUAAUCAUAACAUAUUUUUUGAGUAGCCAAGUUUGAAGAAGAUGUGUGUAAUGUCAGCUUCUCCCUGUUGUUAGUUUGCACAUCGUCAGUCAUUGUUAAAGUAAUUUGUUUCGUAUUCAUAAUGUUACUUUUAUAUUGCAUAGUGUUAGGCCCAUACUUCAUUUGAACUUAUUUGACUUGCCUUGAAAUUACAUUUUGGGUGAAAUCACUGAUAAUUUUGGAUAGACAAAAUUAUACUAAAUAUCUGUUUGGUAGGCAUAAUAACCCUUCUUAUUGUAUAGACAUAAUGGCCCCUCAUGGAAGGCUCAAUACUUCCCCUUCCAGUUUUUUAUUUUUUUAAAGCGAAAACACUUACUGAUUUUUAUCAUAUUGUCAUCAGAGUAUCUUAAAUUCUGUCACACUGCCUGCCACUGAUUGCUUUCCUUUCUUGCGUCCGUGGUCUUCAGAAUGGGACUGGUUUACAGAGAACAGUAAUCUUCCACUCUUGCUUGUGAGAGCUGCUUGAGCCAGGUGUCUUUUUUCCUCCUAUUUGACACUAUGGUUCAGAAUGCCCAAGUUGACUUUGGAAUGGGAUCUGCCCUGAAUGACCCCCAUGGCAAGCUUGGUUCCAAUGAGCUCCCUUCAGAAGACGUUCGACAUUCCAGUUAUAGUCAAUGUAGCCAAUUCGCACCAAUGGCAGUGGGGCCUGUCGACCCAAGGGAGGUGCUGAAAGGCGUGGAGGCGCUUCUGGGAAAGGAUGGCGAGCUGCGCAGCCUUGAGGGAGUCGCCAAAGUCUUCAGUCUCAUGAAGGCUUCUCAUAAGAUGGUCAGCCGAUGCAUGUAUCUGAACAUCCUGCUGCAGACCAAAUCUCAUGACAUUCUUAACAGAUUUAUCCGAGUGGGUGGCUACAAGCUGUUGAACUCAUGGCUCACCUACUCAAAGACCACCACCAACACACCACUGCUGCAGCUCAUCCUCCUGACCCUGCAGAAGCUGCCUCUCACCGUGGACCAUCUCAAGCAGAACAACACUGCCAAGUUGGUGAAGCAGUUGAGCAAAGGGGGUGAGACAGAAGAGCUGAGGAAGCUGGCCUCAGUGCUGGUUGAAGGCUGGAUGAACAUCAUCCGUUCCCAGAGUGUGGCCGCCGCUGCCGGUGGCUCCCCAGCAGAUAAGAAGAAAAAGAAAGAAGAGGGCAAGCGACCUGAAGUGAAGAACAUUGAAGGCAAAAGUGAAGAAGAGAAGAAGAAAGAGAAGCCCAAGGCUCAUGCUCCCAGCCACGCCAAAAUCCGCUCCAUAGGUUUGGAGAUGGACACUCCCACUCCAUUGCCGCCCAAGAAGCCCCCUGCAGCCCCUGUGCUUGGUGACAAAUACAACAUCAAGCCAGCAGUGCUCAAGAGGCCUAGUGGCUCCCCAUCAGAUGCCCCGCCGGUGGAGAAGAAAUACAAGCCCCUCAACACUAACUCCACCAAGGAGUCCCGCAUCAAAAUCAUUCCUGCCCAGCCCAUGGAGUGCACCGGCUUCUUGGAUGCCCUCAACUCGGCCCCAGUUCCAGGCAUCAAGAUCAAGAAGAAGUCCAAGACCAACAAGGCCGUCUCUCCUACCUCUACCAAGCCGUGUCCGUUCGACACUAAGCCCAGCAGCGCGCUGGCCAAGCCCUCGUCCCCCGAGGCUCCCAUGUCUCUCACCCCCGCCGAGGAGCCUCUGGAGCUGGAGCAGCCCGGCACGCCCGUACCAGCCGAAGACCCCGAGGCCAUGGACACCUCCACCGACAAGCCCAAUGCUCUGGUGGAGAUUCGUGGAGAUGAAGAGAACCUGACGAAGAAAGGGAAGAAGAAGAAGAACGUGACCUGGGCAGAGGAGGAGCAGCUCAAAGAGUACUUCUACUUUGACCUGGACGAGACCGAGAGAGUAAACGUGAACAAGAUCAAGGACUUUGGUGAGGCAGCCAAGCGUGAGCUGAUGAUGGACAGGCAGACGUUCGAGAUGGCCCGCCGCCUGUCUCACGACACCAUGGAGGAGCGGGUGCCCUUCACUCCUCCACGACCCAUCAGCCUGCCCACCUCGCUGGUGAACUUCGGCGCCAACAGCACCGAGAAACUGACCCAGAGGGACCGCGAGAUGGGCAUUCUGCAGGAGAUCUUCCUCAGCAAGGAGAGUGUCCCGGACAGCCCCCAUGAGCCUGAUCCUGAGCCCUAUGAGCCCAUGCCCCCACGCCUCAUCCCCCUGGACGAGCAGGACUCCACCCCGAUGGAAGAGCCGUUCGUUGACCAGACGGAAAAUGCCCCUCCCUCCGGCAUGCCCAUGGGUGGUCUGCCCCUCGGUGGAUUGCCCCUCGGUGGAUUGCCCCUCGGUGGAUUGCCCCUCGGUGGAUUGCCCCUCGGUGGAUUGCCCCUCGGCGGACUGCCCCUCGGUGGCCCAGAGGGUUCCAAACUGCCCCCCGUCCUGCAGAACCUCAUCGGCAGCCUGGGCAACAGCGGGCGCAGCCCCCAGAUGCAGGGCAACCCCGCACCACCCACCAACAACCCAGCCCUCAACGUCAACGUGCAGGAGCUGCUGACCUCCAUCAUGGGUGCCCAGGGAAACCAGUCGGCAGAGGACCUAAUCAAGCAGCCUGACUUCUCCGACAAGAUCAAGCAGCUGCUAGGCUCUCUGCAGCAGACUCAGAACCAAAACCAGAACCCCAACCAGAACAUGCCUAACAACAUGCCACCAGUGGCUACCGGUCUUCUGGGCCACGGCCCCGGCAUGAACAUGAACAUGCCCAUGAACAUGAAUAUGAACAUGCCCAUGAACGGAGGCUACCCGCCCAACAAGCCCCCCGGCGGCCCGCACUACAACCACCCCCCACCCCCGCACGGCCACGGGCCCCCGGGCUUCAACGCCGGCGGUCCCGGCCCACGCAUGAUGGGGCCUCCCCCCGGACCCGGAGGUCGCGGCGGAGACAACGGCAACUAUUGGGGCGACGACUCCAUGAGGGGCGGCCCACACCGCGGAGGCCACUUCCACCGCGGCCGAGGGCGAGGAGGCGACCAGGGCUUCAGAGGCAGGGGCCGUGGAGGACCCAGAGGAGGCCACAACAACAUGGGCGACAUGUCCAAGAGGCCGGUAUGUCGACACUUCAUGAUGAAGGGCAACUGCCGAUACGAGAACAACUGCGCCUUCUACCACCCUGGGGUUAACGGGCCACCUCUGCCCCCCCAGCAUUGACAGUCACAUAACACCCCCUAACCCCCACCCCAUCCCUCCUCUCCAUGCCUGUGGGCACUGAAUCUCACUAUAUACACACACACACACACACACACACACUCACAGUCAUUCAAACAGACAGUGGCCAUUUGAACACUCCCUCAGUGUUUCACUAGGGGGCAGCUGGACUCAAGUCAGAGCCUCUGCAGUGACACACCGGCAACUACUCCUGUGUGAGUUCAGCCGCUGAAGCCAAGCUUGGAUGAUCACACAUUCACUCACACACACACACACACACAAACAAAGAGAGACUUGCCCCAGCCCUGAAAUGGCCAGUACCCGCGGUACCCGCUCCAGUGGCCUUAAGCAAAGAACACUACUUCUCUUUCCAUGCUUGGUCACAAGGCUUCUGGGAACAUAGUGGCAUGCUGUGGCUCACAAAGACUGUCAAGGUGUUCAAGACAGACAAACAAAGCAGUGAGCUGAUCAUCAAUAUUCAUGAGGAACUUGCUUUUACUUCUACACCCUUCUUUGCCCUCUCCCCCAAAAAAACCCAACCCCAGUCAGUGGAGAUUGUGGGGUCCCCUUGUUCCCCCAUGACCACUAAAAUGAGCGCAGGCAGAGCUUGUUCUCCUGGACAUGAUCUCUGUCCAGUGUCUGUCCUACACUCAUUCCCACCCCCCAAACCCAUGAUGUUCCUUUCUGGUCCUGAAUGCCCUGUUGCACUUUUUCCAGCCCAAAAUGAGAGAAGAACAUAUAUAGAUUUUACAGAGUUCUAUUUUUUACUAUUUAACAUUGACAGAUUGAAGUAUUAACCCCUCUACAGACUCCUCUUGUGAGCGUACUCUUUUUUUUGCUCGAGGAGAAAUCCUUAGACUAACUGUGGAUCUUCAGUCUUUUAAGCUACAAAACCAAGAGUUUCAUCUCACUGAAAAUACAGUGUUUUGUGGCCUUUUUUGAUUUAGCGUCUAGAGAUGUAUGUAGGAAAAAGAAAACCUUGCUUACGGUUUUAAGACUAUUAGCAAGACUUAAAAAAGAAAAAAAACACAGUAAGGAACAACACUGUUUGGGAUUGCCUUUAAACGUCAGUUGACUACGCUUGAACCGUGUUGCCGUUUGUGCAGUCCAGACCGAGGUCCACCUUGAUUUACUGUUUCAUUCCCAAAAGCUCUCAGCCAUCAAAUGAGCGCACAUUUGGCCACACUGUUCAAUUUCUUCCUCCUUUUUCUCCCUUUUUUUUUGUUUUUUUUGUUUAUGUCCUUGUGGAAUUUCCCCAUGUUAGCAUCUCAUAAUCUGCUAAUUGUACUCAAGAGGCCUCCCAAAAGGCCUUGUGUUUGCUGUCCCCCACAGCUAAGCUGCUGCUCCCUUGGGUUAUUGAAAGUGUGCAGUAUUGAAGCGAGAGAAGGGGACCUGUAGGUUGUGAUGGAGGUGACUUAUUAACGCCUUAUAUUCAUUGACCCCAAAGAGCAGAUGAUGCAGUAUUACAGAUGGGGCAUAUGCACUGAUGUGAAAGAUGAUUAUGAUGAUGAUGAUGACCACUGAUUUGAAUCUGGUUCAUUGAAAGAAUUUUUUUUGUUGUUGUCCAAGGGCACAAACAUUUAGCUACAUUUUUUGUUUUGUCUGUCUCUUUAGCCUUUGUCCACAAAUUCUAAAUACUGUAUUUGGAGGUUUGCCACUGGCUUUCAAAAUUGUACUUUCUGCUGUUUUUUUCUCUCUCUCUCGCCGCUCUCUCUUCCACUUUGAGGACCGUUUGUUGAGAGGCAAUUAAUUCAAAGUUGUGAACAUGAUUCAGAUGGAUAUGUGCUGUACCUUAUGUAUCUGUUCGGUGUGACAAUCAUGAGGUGGUUCAGCACACAUCACCUAUUUUCUAUGAAUGUUAAUGGUGCCAGAUGAACUCUUUUGAUCAUUUCUUUCACAAUGUGUGAGUGUGUGUGUCUUAUCACCGUCCCACGUUUAAACUCUCAGAUUCAAUGAGGUGGUACGAUUGUGUGUAUGUGUGUUUGUUUGUGUUGGGAUGUUGUGAAUGUCAGAACCUAAACAGGGGGUCAUGAACCACUCUCUGGGCCAAGCCUUUUCAAAUUGUUUUCUGUGAAAACAGUGGCUUUCAUGUCUCUUGUGGGACUUUUUUUUUUUUUUUAAGUUCUGCCCCUGCUCCUUGGUUUGGUUACGUUUUGGUUACGAGUUGUUUUUAUUUUGAUACAUUAAUAAUAAAAUUGCUUCUUUUUAACCUCUGUGCGGAGAAGGGGUUUUUUGUUUGUGUAUAGAGUUGUGUGUAUCUGAAUGAUUGGAAGACAUACAUGCACAUGUAUAUUGCAUAUUAUUCACACAUUGUCAUAAGUAUUUUGUACAUGCAUCAAUAAAUGUGGAAAAUUAUAUCCGG